AUGUCGGACGGAAGCCGCACAGGGUGGCCUCCUUCCGCGUCCCCUCAAUCCUGCAGGCCGCCCAAACUCGCUGUUCCCAGCCACAAGCACGGCGGCUUCCUGCCGCCCGACCACCGUCGACCCGUUGAUCCAGACAUGCUGAAAUGCAGUAGCACGUACAGGUACGAAGAUGGAGCAGGCAUCACACGAGGAGAAGAGGAGCAGCUAGACGUGAAGCUGGAUAUGGAGCUGGACAUGAAGCUGGACCAGAAGACAUCCCAAGGAAGCGCGAGGGAGGAGAGGGAGACAUGCGCGAGGGAAGAAGGCGAUGUCCAGGCCGGCGCCACCCCCAAAAACAAGGAUGAAGCUGAUAUUGUUUCUUGGAGGGAGUAUGAAGCUCUUCGCAAUGGGACGCGACGUGAAUUACGCGCACAUGGCGAAGGACUUGCUGCUGAUACUGAGAAGGUCACCAAGAAGCUUGACACUAAUGAUGAGACUGUCAAUGCAAUUCAAGUUCAAGUGACCGAUAUUCAGCGUUGUAUUCAAGCAUUGCAGUUAGCUGUUGAGAACUUGACCCAACAACAACAACAACAACCUGAAGAAGAGGACAGUGUUCAUGGAGAUUUUGAACAACAACAACAACAACCUGCUGCUGGUCGUGGUGUUCGACGUGGUAACCGUGGUCGUGGUUUUGUUGAACUUGGAGCCCGCCGUGUCCCUCCACAUCAGCAAGACGAUGAUUUGGAUCCGCCCGCCCGCCGCCCGCCGCCCGCCCGCAUGCCGUCGCCCUCCGCCCCGGCGAGCCGCCACCUACGCCUCUGGUGGCGCCGCCGAGGCCGGGGCGGAGCCGUCGCGGCCACCUUCGCCGUCGCGCUCCUCGCCGCGGCGCUCCUCCUCUCGCUCUCCUACUACGCCUCCCUGCCCCUCGCGCCCGCCCCCGGCCCCACCCUCGUCGGCCUCACCCUCGUCCGCCGCGCCGAGGAGAAGGGCGCGCUGUGCUUGGACGGGAGCGCGCCAGGGUACCAUCUGCAGAGGGGGUCAGGGGCUGGAUCUCAGAGCUGGCUCAUCCACUUGGAGGGUGGAGGUUGGUGCCGAAAUUUGAAGUCAUGUGCUUCACGCCAGAGAUCUAUCUUGGGUUCUUCACGGUACAUGGAAAGUCAGGUUGAGUUUGCUGGGAUGUUGAGUGAUGAUCAAGAUCAAAAUCCAGAUUUUUACAACUGGAAUAAAGUGAAGAUAAGAUAUUGUGACGGGGCAUCAUUUUCUGGGAAUGUCAAAGAGGAGUUUCAGAAUGGCACAAAAUUCUUCUUCAGAGGACAGCGUAUCUGGGAAGCAGUUAUGGAUGAACUUCUACUGAAAGGGCUCAGACAUGCUAAACAGGCUUUUCUAACAGGAUGCUCUGCUGGUGGGUUAGCCACAUUCAUUCACUGUGAUGAUUUUCAUGCACUGCUGCCAAAAGAUUCUCGGGUUAAGUGUCUUUCGGAUGGUGGUUUUUUCCUUGAUGUAGAAGACAUUUCCAAUCAAAGGACCUUGCGGGCUUUCUAUAGUGAUGUUGUCCGUCUUCAGGAUUUGAAGAGGAGGUUCUUGCACUGCAGUUCAAGCAUGGAUCCAGGCCAGUGCUUCUUUCCACGUGAAGUUGUAAAAGUCAUCAGGACGCCAGUAUUUAUUCUUAAUCCAGCAUAUGAUGCCUGGCAGGUACAACAUGUGUUGGCACCAGUAGCAUCAGACCCUCAACAUUCAUGGCUAGACUGUAAGCUGGAUAUUAGCAAGUGUAGUCCUAACCAACUUGAAAUUCUCCAAGGUUUUAGGAAAGAAUUGCAUGACGCUAUCGGAGAAUUGAAGCAGAAAAAAGACUGGGGUAUUUUUAUCGAUUCCUGCUUUAUACACUGUCAGUCGUUGAACUCUUUCACUUGGCACUCUCCAUCUUCUCCUAGAGUCAACAACAAGACCAUUGCAGAAGCAGUUGGAGACUGGUUCUUUGACAGGAGAGAAGUGAAGGAACUAGACUGCGAGUACCCCUGCAACCCGUCGUGCCACAACCUUGUUUUUGCUAAGCCCUUCAAGGGAUGAAGUUAUGACCUUUUGUGGUGUUGUAAAUUAGCAAAGCGUGCUUUUUCCA
Molecule: messenger RNA, 2095 nt
Organism: Lolium rigidum
Lineage: Eukaryota; Viridiplantae; Streptophyta; Magnoliopsida; Poales; Poaceae
Product: pectin acetylesterase 5-like
Exons: 15
Coding region: 1-2046 (681 amino acids)
Molecular function (GO): hydrolase activity
Source: RefSeq, a predicted model, not a curated record